AUGCAGUUCACCACUGUUCUCGGACUCUUCACUGCCCUUGGCGGCCUUACUUCUGCUCUUCCUCACGCCAUCCAGCGCCGUGACGGCGGCGGUGUCGGAAUCACCAACAACAUGCAAAAGGACAUCUACCUCUGGUCCGUCAGCGACACUACCGGCGACAAUAUGAUCACCUUGAAUGCCGGCGGCACCUACUCUGAGAGCUGGCGCACCAACCCCAACGGCGGCGGCAUCUCGAUCAAGAUGGCCAUGCAGCCUGAACAGACAGACGUUCUGCAGUACGAGUACACUCUUCAGGGCGACACCAUCUUCUGGGAUCUCUCUUGCAUCGACAUGGGCACCGGCUCUGCUUUUACCACUGCGGGCUUCGAUGUCUCUUCCAACGAGGGCAGCUGCCCUUCUGCCUCUUGCGCCCCUGGCGACUCUCAGUGCGCUGAUGCCUAUCUGAUCCCCACUGAUGACCACGCCACCCACGGCUGCCCUUCUGGCACUCAGAUGUCUCUCAACAUUGGCUCUGCAAGACCAGUCAGAAUGGAUCGCCUCGCCCAGGUGUCUUCGCACCUCAACUUCCCUCGCGGCCUCUUUGCCGGGCAAACCGCCAUCAUCACCGGCGCCGGGCAGGGCAUCGGCGCCGAAGCAGCACGUCUGUUUGCCAACGAGGGUGCCAAAGUCGUUGUCGCCGAUAUUGACGAGCAAAAAGCAACCACCGUCGCAAAUGCAAUCAACAGCUCGGCGCCGAACCGCGCGCUCGCUGUGGCCGGCGAUGUCAUGAAUGCCGCAUACAUUGACGAGCUGGUCAAGCGCGCUGCUGAGUUUGGCGGUGGCAAGAUUCACAUUAUUGUCAAUAAUGCUGGGUUUACCUGGGACGGGGUGAUUCACAAGAUCACCGACAAGCAGUGGGAGACCAUGCUUGCAGUACACAACACAGCGCCCUUCAAACUGGUCCGGGCAGCAGCACCGUAUUUCCGCGUCAAGGACAAAGAGCCCCGAACUAUUAUCCAGAUCAGUUCGACCAGUGGAAUCCACGGGAACGCAGGCCAGGCCAAUUACGCCGUCGGAAAAGCCGGCGUCGUCGGACUCACCAAGACCAUCGCCAAAGAAUGGGGUCCGCAGUUUGGCGUGCGCUCCAACACAAUCGCCUUUGGCUACAUCACCACGCGCCUGACCGCGGCCAAAGAAGCCGGCGCCACUAUCACCACUGCCGAUGGAACCAAAGUUGCGCUGGGAAUUCCCGGCAGAAGCACGCAGAAAGAAGAAGUCAAUCCGGAGGUUGCCUACGCAGAUAUUCCGCUGAGGAGACCGGGCACACCGGAGGAGGCAGCCAAGGCGAUUGUCGCCGUUGCCAGUCCGUGGUUUUCCUACGUCAAUGGGGAGACUAUCCGAGUCACUGGCGGUAGAAAUACUUGA
Messenger RNA from Talaromyces rugulosus, 1404 nucleotides. RefSeq lists its product as uncharacterized. Gene Ontology annotation, molecular function: oxidoreductase activity, acting on the CH-OH group of donors, NAD or NADP as acceptor. Lineage: Eukaryota; Fungi; Ascomycota; Eurotiomycetes; Eurotiales; Trichocomaceae. Bases 1 to 1404 code for a protein of 467 amino acids. The transcript has 5 exons. The record is from RefSeq and is a predicted model, not a curated record.